AUGUCAUUGACACGCGAACAAGUCCUCUUCUCCGACCUGGCCAAGGCAAUGAAGAAGACCGUGGCCAGGCAAGCCAACGAAUCCGACUCCGACUCCGAAAUCCAACAGACGACCAAUCGCGGGAACAAGCUGAAGAAGAGGGCAAGCAUCGACAGCGACGAUGACGAACAACAUGUACAAGACGCAAUUGCCGCUGCGGCUGAGGGCGAUCCCUAUUCCUCAAUUCAUCUCGAGCAACUCCUCGCGCCUCUUACAGCCGUCACAGACCUUCCUGCCCAUCCCACACUCUCGAGACCUUUCAAGUCGACAGCCCUGAAGGAAUUGACGAACCAGGCGUGUGAUCUCAUGCACAAAGAGAAUGAAGCACUGUGGAAAGUGCGACCACUUUUGACCAGGCUCAGCGGAGACCAUACCUGGGUGACACCCGAAAUGAUGUUGGGCACCGACGACCAAGAAAUGUUUAGGAACAGCUUUACAUCACGCACACUGAAGCGCAAAAGAUCGCAGGAAGCGGAAGCUGAGGGCGCCUCGAGUCCGAACAUCAAUGGCGACAGCACAGUUCGACCUUCUGUGAAUGGAGAUCAUAACCAGGCUGUUCAAGGGGAGGCUGUGACGAACGAGAAAGUAGAUACGUCAGCCGAGGACGUGACAAUGACGAACAGCGACGGCAAUGUACCGGGCAAGACCGAACCGGAGAAAGGCACCCACGACGCAUCAGUGGCCAUCAACGGGGAACAGGGCACAGAAAAGGAGGUUACCAAUGGGGCCAAAGUGGACGAGGCUAACGGCAUUUCGGCGAAGCAAAAAGGAAAACAACCAGGGACAAGGCAGGACCCAGCAGAUGACGACGUUGCCAUGCUGGAUGGGAGCGCUGCGUCUGGUCUCGGUGCACAAUCUAAUCACAACGGCAGCCGAGCUGCGUCCCCUUCAGCAGCAUCCAUCGGCGAUUCUUUUAUACAUCCAAUAUUCCUUGCACCCAAAUUUGCCCAUCCCGACCGCGACCUAGGGCUUCCGGAGCAAGAGGCGGAGGAUGUUCGCCGGCUCCUCCAGCUAUACGUGCAGAAACAGGAGGAGGUAUGCCGCGGUACUGAAAAGCUGUACCAUGGCCUUCUCAGGGCAGACCGUAUGCGGAAGACUGUGCUGGAGUGGUCCAAGUCCGAGGCGCACGUUGGGGAACUGUCCGACGGCGAGGACUGGUAUGACAAGGAGGAAUGGGGCCUGACGGAGGACCUGAAGAAAGGCCAGGACGAGGAAGAAGAGGACACGACGCAGACCCAGAAGAAGACUAGGAAUCGGAAGUAG
Diaporthe amygdali is the source of this 1302-nucleotide messenger RNA. RefSeq lists its product as uncharacterized. The coding region runs from base 1 to 1302 and encodes 433 amino acids. The transcript is spliced from 4 exons. Gene Ontology annotation, biological process: negative regulation of silent mating-type cassette heterochromatin formation; negative regulation of rDNA heterochromatin formation. The record is from RefSeq and is a predicted model, not a curated record. NCBI's taxonomy places the organism in Eukaryota, Fungi, Ascomycota, Sordariomycetes, Diaporthales, Diaporthaceae. Gene Ontology annotation, cellular component: cytosol; Rpd3L complex.